AUGAUUUUUACCCUGCUAGAUGUAGAGCUUAUUAAUUGGUCUUCCUAUAUUUUCUUAUUUGCAGAAGUGGUGUGGGAUUUUCUGAAGCGAUUACGAAUCAAAGUUGGUGAUGUCCCAGACCCAGUAUUUGGUGAUGUGAAAAAAAUUUUGACAAAGGACUGUGUGCACAUGUUAUAUCUCCAGUACGUUCGUCGUGAAGGGACAGAUCCCCCUGUGUACGAGUUUUCCUCCGGGCCUCGAGCAGAUGCAGAAAUUCCAAAGAGAAAGCUUCUGGAAUUUGUUUGCAAGUCCCCUAAAAGAGGCUCUGAGGUGCAAACAAUUCACUUCGGACGACGACGUCAAGCAGUGUGUGUUGAACUCAUUCACAACACAGCCCCAGGAAUUUUAGGAGACAGCAGUUCACCACCUGUGUCGCAAUGGGACAAGUGCCUCAACAGCCAGGGCCAGGUGUACGGCAACAGUGAGAGCGACUGGCCAGUGCAGGCAAAGCAGCUGGAGCAGGCGGAGCAGGCAGACAGUGCGGAGGGGCAGAGGCUGUCGCAGUU
Messenger RNA from Gryllus bimaculatus (two-spotted cricket), 545 nucleotides. The record is from the annotation of a GenBank genome assembly. Lineage: Eukaryota; Metazoa; Arthropoda; Insecta; Orthoptera; Gryllidae.